This is a messenger RNA of Anopheles maculipalpis, 1110 nucleotides long. Its product is annotated as leucine-rich repeat-containing protein 15-like. The record is from RefSeq and is a predicted model, not a curated record. Gene Ontology annotation, molecular function: protein binding. The transcript has 2 exons. Gene Ontology annotation, cellular component: extracellular matrix. The coding region runs from base 1 to 1092 and encodes 363 amino acids. NCBI's taxonomy places the organism in Eukaryota, Metazoa, Arthropoda, Insecta, Diptera, Culicidae.
AUGGCAACAUCAUCCCUGCCGGCAACGUUGUGUUUGAUUACAUGUGCGAUUGUGACGCUUCAAGUGGUUAGUGCCGCCGUCGUACGACAGUACACCUGCGACAGUUACUUCCAAUCCUGGUGCCAGCUUCACAAUGCCACAGUCCAUAUGGACACCGAGGUCCAAGCGAGUAUGUUCCCCCGGGUGCGUCAGCUAGGCUUCAUCUACGGUUCGAUCGGUAACUUUUCGCACAUCUUCAACAACCAACUGUUCAAAGCAGGAGUUUUGCGGGUGUUUGCACGUGGAACUCGCAUUGCGCACCUCACCAUGCCCAGCACGAUUGACCAACUAUAUCUACGUGACAAUGGUUUGCAAACGUUAGAGAUAGAUCAUCGCACCCGUUACACACUACGCUAUCUGCGGAUCCAGAUGAACAAACUACGCUCUAUCGUACGAUUCGAGCAUCUAACGCAACUGCUGGAAUUAAAUCUCUGCGACAAUCUCAUCGAAGAAGUAGCACUGGAUACGUUUGCCACCAUGCCUAACCUGCGCCAACUGAUACUGUGCGGGAACCAUGUUAAAUCGUUCGGACCUUCAACGACAGUCGUACACCUCCCAUCACUAACCCACCUAGAUCUUGGCGGUAAUUUCCUUCAAAGGCUGCCCCUUGAGCGGUGGCAGUUGCCACAGCUGAUUAAUCUAAGCGUGCGCGACAAUCUGCUUACCACGCUCGACAGCAGCCAGAUCGUGCGCCGGUUCCCAUUGCUACGCAUUCUGGACGCAUCGGCGAACGCGCUCGAUUGCCACUCGUACCACGAGGCACUGCAAACGUUCGUCAAUCGGUCCGUGGUGCAUCUGAUCGAUCGACGCAUGUGCAGUGUGGACGAUGCGAUCGUACUGGAGGCGGAGGAAAUGCGACGACCGAACAGUAUCCAACCGGAUGACCGAAGCGCAACGCUGGAGGUACGACAUCUCAAGGAACGCAUCUUCCUGCAACAGCGCACCAUACAGCAGCAGCGGAUGGAAAUCGAGCAGCUGCGUGCCAACCUGACAACGCUGAUGGAGCAGUUCGAUCUGGUCGCUGGACCGGCAAGGGCACUGGAUCCAUUUUAGCACGAUGCUCGUUAGCAA